AUGCAGACCCCAGCUGUCAUGGAGCUCAGGACCAAGACACUCAUCUUCCAGACCAAACACAGACUCGACUUCGCCCCCAUGGGCAUAGAAACUAGGUACCAUUACGACAGGAAUCACAUCUCAUAGCACCACUGGGAACACUGUACCCUCCCAGGGACUUAUAAAGAGGGAACUUGAGAGGACAAUGUUUGUUCCCUGAGAUAUAUUUUUGCUAUGUCAGUGUGUGUGUGUGUGCAUUUCUGUCUGCCUAAUGUGUGUCUGUCCACUCCCCUCCAGAGGUGAAGUGGUGCUGGGUUACUCUGAGGCUCAGGUUACCAGUUCAUCCAUGCUGCUGACAUGAUGUACUGUGCAGACAACCACCUCAAAAGUGAGUUACACUAUAGUUAGUCAUUACACAUACACAUACACACACACCUGAGUCUUAUCUUAUUAAAGCUUAAAUCUGGUAUUUCGCAAGCGAACGUUCACUAUGAUGCAGACUCUGACUCCCUUUUCCCUCUCUCUCCUCUCUCUCCUCCCUCUCUCUCUCCUCUCUCUCCUCCUCCCUCUCUCUCUCUCCUCUCUCUCCUCCUCCCUCUCUCUCUCUCUCUAUCUCUCUCUCUCUCUCUCUCCCUCUCUCCUCCUCUCUAUCUCUCUGUAGUGAUAAAGACAGGAGAGACUGGAUUCACCAUCUUCAGGCUGCUGACAAAGGCAGGUGUGUGGGUGUGGGUUCAAGCCCACACCCACACACCAAUCCAGGCUCUGUCGCAGCCGGCCGCGACCGGGAGACUCAUGGGCGGCGCACAAUUGGCCCAGCGUCGUCCAGGGUAGGGGAGGGAAUGGCCGGCAGGGAUAUAGUUCAGUUGAUAGAGCAUGGCGUUUGCAACGCCAGGGUUGUGGGUUCGAUUCCCACGGGGGGCCAGUAUAAAAAAAUAAAAAAUAAAAAUGUAUUCACUAACUGUAAGUCGCUCUGGAUAAGAGCGUCUGCUAAAUGACUAAAAUGUAAUGUAAAUGUAAGCCAACGCCAGGGUCGUCUUCAAGGCAGGGAGACCCGACUUCAUCAUCGCUCGACAGAAAGCCCUAACGUGAGUCCACUGUUGAUAUUCAUCUUUACUCUCCCCAAACAGUUAUAGUUGUAUCAUUCCAUGGUAUUUAUAUACGCUUACAUACAGUAUGACCUUUGACCUUUGUCACCCAUCUACAGAAACAAGGAGGGCGAGGAGCACCUGCGUCAGCGGAGAAUGCAGCUUCCCUUCAGCUUUGCCACUGGGGAGUCUCUGCUGUUUGAGUCCUGUCCCUCUCUGGAUACUGCCAUUAUACCUCCAGGACCACCCAUCCCCCCAGGCCUCACUCCCCCAGGCUCCAGCCCUGAGGACAAGCCCCUGGACCCUGCCUCUCUCCUGGGGUCCCUACUCAGUCAGGACCGCUCUGUUUGUAAUCAGCCCCAGGACGCUAACCCUAACCUGGACCUACAGGUCUUUUCCCCAGACCUAGACAUAGCAUUCCCCCAGGACCAGCACCCAGGUCUGGAGAGAGCCUUCCUGGACAGCCACGCUCUGCUGAGUGUCCCUGGGGAGCUCCAGGGGCCCCAGAGGCCCAGCAAGGGAGACCCCACAGCCCAGGCCAUGAAGGACUCUCUGGGGGAGAUCCUGGGGGAGAUGGGGGCGGGGGCUUGGAGGGGCUGGAGGUGGAGGAGACAGAGCUGAGGGAGUGGGAGAGCGCCGUCCUCAGGAUCAACAUGGAACAGCAGGAUGUGACGGGAAGCUGGAUGAAAUCUUAGCCAAUGAUGUGUUCUCCUAUGUGGAGGAGGCUCUGAUGAGAGAGAGUGAUGGUGGAUGUGUGAUGGGCAGCUUGGGACAGGCCACUGAGACAAUCAACAGGCUUUCUGCUCACAUCACUAUCAAUCAAAACACACUAGGCGAUCACUCCCAGAGUUCCAUAUUGCCAGGCAACCAGGGGUCAAACACUCACACACACACACCCUCAGGCAGCUGUAUGUUUGACAAGAGGGCUCCAAAUGUCUCCCAUCCCUCCAGCCCCCUUACACCUGCCCCAAACGGAUCACACGGCCCAUACCUGGGCGGCGCACAGGCUGGUCCUCACUACAUGUUCGUCGUCAAACCCACUGGCUCCAGGCCAUCUAUAAAUCACUGCUAGGCAAAUCCCCGCCUUAUCUUAGCUCAUUGGUCACCAUAGCAGCACCCACCCGUAGUCUGCGCUCCAGCAGGUAUAUCUCACUGGUCAUUCCCAAAGCCAACACCUCCUUUGGCCGCCAUUCCUUCCAGUUCUCUGCUGCCAAUGACUGGAACGAAUUGCAAAAAUCUCUGAAGCUGGAGACUCUUAUCUCCCUCAAUAACUUUAAGCAUCAGUUGUCAGAGCACCUUACCGAUCACUGCACCUGUACACAGCCCAUCUGAAAUUAGCCCACCCAACUACCUCAUCCCUAUAUUGUUAUUUAUUUUGCUCUUUUGCACCCCAGUAUCUCUAUUUGCACAUCAUCUCUUGCACAUCUAGCAUUCCAGUGUUAAUACUAUUGUAAUUAUUCUGCACUAUAGCCUAUUUAUUGCCUUACCUCCAUAACUUGCUACAUUUGCACACACUGUAUAUAUAUUUUCUGUUGUAUUUCUGACUUUAUGUUUUUUUUUUACCCCAUAUGUAACUCUGUGUUGUUUUUUAUUGCACUACUUUGCUUUAUCUUGGCCAGGUCGCAGUUGUAAAUGAGAACCUGUUCUCAACUGGCUUACCUGGUUAAAUAAAGGUGAAAUAAAAAAAAAAAAAAAAAAAAAUACCUGCCCCCACUCACUCCAAUGUACCCCAGACCCUCUCCCACUCUUUCCAAUGACUGUAGGACCAGCUCCUCAACCCAGGCCCCCAAAGCCUUUAUGACUUACCCUCAAGCAUCCAUAAUCCCAAUAUCUACCAACUCUUACCCCCAAGUCUCCAUUCUUAACCCAACCUACCCCCCAGCCUCCAUCCCCACCCGCAUCCCCGCCCUAUCCAGAGGGGCUCAGACGGAGAAGGACUCGGCAGCUCUCCCUGCCUGGUCUGGGGCUCCGUACCUGGGCAUGAAGCAGCUCCCAGGCCCCUUUCCCGGCCCCCAGCAG
This is a messenger RNA of Coregonus sp. 'balchen', 3083 nucleotides long. The record is from the annotation of a GenBank genome assembly. NCBI's taxonomy places the organism in Eukaryota, Metazoa, Chordata, Actinopteri, Salmoniformes, Salmonidae.